Gastrolobium bilobum is the source of this 315-nucleotide messenger RNA. RefSeq lists its product as uncharacterized. NCBI's taxonomy places the organism in Eukaryota, Viridiplantae, Streptophyta, Magnoliopsida, Fabales, Fabaceae. The transcript has a single exon. The record is from RefSeq and is a predicted model, not a curated record. Gene Ontology annotation, molecular function: RNA-DNA hybrid ribonuclease activity; nucleic acid binding. The coding region runs from base 1 to 315 and encodes 104 amino acids.
AUGGGCAUUCAUCAGCUAUGGAUUGAGAGUGAUUCUCAAGUGGCCAUUCACAUGGUUUCUAGUGGGUGUGAGGCUCAUCAUCCUUUGGACCCCUUGGUUAACAGGGUCAGAGAGUUGCUGGGUAGGACUUGGAGAACCAAAAUUUCACAUUGUUAUAGGGAAGGAAAUAUGGUUGCGGAUAAACUAGUUAGGUUAGGCAACAUCUACCCGAAUUGGGAAUUGCAGGUGUUUAUGGACCCUCAUGAGGAAUGCCUCACUCUUUUGAACAGAGACCUUAUGGGUUUUGCACGGCCUAGACUUUGUUCUGGUUUGUAA